Lolium perenne is the source of this 2400-nucleotide messenger RNA. The record is from RefSeq and is a predicted model, not a curated record. Lineage: Eukaryota; Viridiplantae; Streptophyta; Magnoliopsida; Poales; Poaceae.
AUGGCCGUAGAACCUCGUCACUUUGGAUUCCAGCAAGCCGAAGCAACCGGGCAUACAGAGUUAGAUGUGUGGCUCAAGGAGCGUGCUGACCUGUUGCCACUAAUUCGUCAUCACCUCGAGCGAGCUCAACGGCGCAUGAAGGCGCAAGCAGACAAGAAGCGGCUAGAAAGAUCAUUCCAAGUGGGCGAAUGGGUGUACCUGAACAAGGUCGGCAACGUCUCUUACAAGCUGAAGCUGCCCGAGUCUUCCCGCAUCCAUCCCGUCAUCCAUCCGCUAUCUGUCACCGAUGAGCGCAUCAUUAGAAGGGGGAGCAAGCAAGUACCCCAGGUACGUAUCCAGUGGUCAGGGUUACCGCCAGAGUGCCAAUCCUGGGAGCCCGUGUUCGCGAUCGUCAAUGCUUUCCCGCAAGCACUAGCUUGGGGGCAAGCUGGUUCUCCAGGGAGGGGUAUUGUCACGACCCAGUACCUCUCUGAAGCUGUCAAGAUAUCAAAGCUUGCAGAGGAUUUUGAAUCAGAUCCCGAAAUGAUGGAGCAAGCAGAGCGUAUUAUAAUAAAAUGUGGUCAUCUUCCCCUUGCCAUUGUCACUAUAUGUGGCUUCCUGGCCAGCAGGCCUGCAAGUACAAUGGAGUGGAGAAAGUUGAAUGAGCAUAUUGGUGUGGAGUUAGAGAUCAAUUCCAGUCUUGAGAGAAUUAACAAAAUGGUUAUCUCCAGCUACAAUGGUUUACCCUUUCACCUCAAGGCAUGCUUUCUAUAUUUGUCUAUAUUCCCUGAGGGCCACAACCUUCGUCGAAGGCGCUUAGUGCGGAGGUGGAUUGCAGAGGGUUACUCAAGUAAAAUGCUCAGCUUGGCAGCAGAAGAAGUUGGGGAAAAACACUUCAGAGAUCUUCUCAAUCGUAGUAUGAUUCAAACAUCAAAAGAGACUGCCAGUAACGGUGAGAAAGUUAACCUCUACCAAGUCAAUAAUCUCAUGCGUGCAAUUAGCAUCUCCAAGACAACAGAAGAAAAACUUGUUUGUACAUUGGACGACUCGAACACCAAUCCGAACUCCAGAGAUAAAAUUCGGCAUCUUGUAGUAAGCAGCAGAUGUAGUAGAGACAAGAACAAUGCAUUGGUAAGAAUGAUGGACUUAUCCCGCAUCAGAUCACUGACAGUGUUUGGAGAAUGGCGAAAACACCUGGUCUCAAGUAAGAUGAGGUUACUCCGAGUAUUGGAUUUAGAGGACACAACAGGUCUAAGGGACAAGGAUCUUAUACCAAUUGGGAAGCUUCGUCAUCUCAAGUUCCUGUCUCUACGAGGAUCCCAAGGAAUCUUUCAUCUUCCAAGAUCAUUUAGUAAGCUACUGAACCUUGAGACACUGGAUAUCAGAGGUACUUUAGUGACCACACUUCCAGGAGCAAUUGUGAAGCUUCAAAAGCUAAGCUACCUUCGUGCUGGCUACAUACCAAGUGAUGAGGGUGAUCAGUCAAUAAAUUUUGCGGAAUUUCGUGUAACCAUAUUGGAACUCUUAUCACAACUCUGCGGAAGCUACAGAACCAAGAGAUCUGUUGAUAAAGAGCAGAUGGGAGUUUUAAACAACUUUGGUCCCACCAUAGGCUUCAUAAGAAGUGUUUUAUUGAAAGGUCUGGAUCCGCAUGGAGUAAAAGUCCCAAAAAGGAUCGGAAAAAUGAAGAUCCUGCACACACUGGGUGUUGUUAAUGUUGCAAGGGGGAAGACUGUAAUCAAAGAGCUCAAGACACUUACAAAAUUGCGUAAGUUAGGCGUGACAGGUAUCAACAAAAAAAAUGGUGAGGAUUUCUGUUCUGCUGUCCAGGCUCUCAGCCACUUGGAAUCAUUGUCAGUGCGCUCAGAGGGCAAGACUGGUUUAGAGGGUUGUUUGGAUAACUUAUCCUCACCCCCAAAAAAUCUCCAGAGUGUGAAACUUUAUGGCCAUAUUGCCAAAUUACCGACAUGGAUAAACCCUGAGAAACUGAGGAAUCUAUCCAAGUUGAGUUUGUGGAGCACCCAUCUGGAACAAGAUGGUGCAUUGCGAGACCUUGCAAAGUUACCGAAGUUAGCCAUCCUUUGCCUGUGGAGGGAUUCAUUUAAAAAAUGCAAAGGCGCCACAGGAGAAGAAGACCCUCUGAGUUUGAAAUUUGGUCCAGGUACUUUCCCGCAACUCAACAGGCUGCAGAUCACUGACUUAGAUCAACUUCAGUGGGUAGUAUUUGAAAACACAGCAAUGGCGGAGCUUGAAAUACUACAGGUUGAUAAGUGCGCUCGCUUAGACGAAGGUGGGUUUUCUGGAACAGAGUUUCUCCCUAAGCUCAAGGAAGUUCGGGUCAGGGGUAAGUACAAGGACGCAUUCAAGAAAACACUGCAAGAGCAAGUUACCAAAACUACUUUAAUAACAACUAGGAAGUAA